Molecule: messenger RNA, 1438 nt
Organism: Lycium ferocissimum
Lineage: Eukaryota; Viridiplantae; Streptophyta; Magnoliopsida; Solanales; Solanaceae
Product: F-box protein At5g07610-like
Exons: 1
Coding region: 48-1280 (410 amino acids)
Molecular function (GO): protein binding
Source: RefSeq, a predicted model, not a curated record
UAUUUAUAGAGAAGGCGUGCCCAACUUACUACACGUCUGUUGAGAGAAUGUCAGAAACAUCCUUACAGAGAAUCUCCGGUAACCGCCCACAAGAUUCUCCGUCAUCAAUCACUAAAGUCACCUCAAAUUCCGAUCUCUUAACGGAGAUUCUCCUUUUUCUACCUCCUAAAUCCCUUCUCCGUUUCCAAACCGUUUCUAAACACUGGUUUUCCGUUAUCUCAAGUCAAAGAUUCCGUCAACUCCACGGCCGGAAAAAACAAAAAUCAGUCAAAGUUGACGGACUUUUAUUCUGUUGGUGGGUGUAUGGUAAUAACUAUGUUGACUUUAUCCCUUUCAAUAAUUGCAUGUCCAAAAAACAAAAGGGUGCCAUUCCUUUAGCACUCAAGAAUAUUGUUGUUAACUCUACAUCUUCAAAGAUUGUACAUUUACAUUCUUGUAAUGGAUUGUUCUCUAUUAGUUUCAACUUGGGAGUUGAAAAUGAUCAAGUAUACUAUGUUUAUAAUCCUAGUACAAAUCAACAUAGGUUGAUUCCAUGUCCUGAUAUAGGUACCAAGGCUUGUGAGAUUGUGGUAAUGAAUUUGGCUUUUGAUCCUAUGGUAUCUGAUGGUUAUAAGCUUGUUUGUGUGAUGAAAUCAAAUGGGGUUUAUGAAUUUUGGGUAUAUUCAUCAGAAACUGGAGUUUGGAGAGAUUCUAUGGAGAUAUUGGAUAUAAAUCAAGAUUUUUUAGCUCAUGGUGUUUUCUUGAAUGGUUGUAUGCAUUGGGUUAGUGAAAAAUGGUCUUUUUUAAGGUUCGAUUUGGGUUCGUUGUGCUUUAGAGAUAUGCCUAGUACUGUGAUUUCUAGUGGCGUGUUGAAAAGGAAUGUAAGGUAUUUUGGGGAGUCUGGUGGACAUUUGCAUCUUAUUGAGGUACAGGGUUUUAGCUCGAUGAGUUUUGAAGUUCUUGAGUUGGAGAGUGAUUAUUCUAAGUGGUUUGUGAAGUAUCGUGUUGAUCUUAGUUCGUUGCAUACUUCUUAUCCGUUGAUGUUGAGUGAAGAACUUGAUUUACUAGAUGUGAAUCGUCGCACUUGCAAUGUUGUAUAUGUGGUUGUGGAUGACGAGGAAAAGACAGCAAGGUUUUUGGUAUGCACGCCGGAUGUUAUUAUUGAGUAUGAUGCUCGCCGUAUGACUAUCAAGGAGGUUGCAGAGAUAGAUAUAGCAAAGAUACCCGUUAUCUGGGAAGAUGUUUCAGUGUUUGAAUGGAAUGACACCCACCAAUAUGUUGAGACAAUGGCUUGUGUCUGAUGUCCCUAUGGUUUCUUGUAUAUAAGUUUAUUUACUUAAAGAAAAGAGAUGGACUACAUUCUUGUAUGCAAAUGAUGUGGUCACUCAUCAUUGGAGACGCCUGCUUAUGAUGUUUAUGAUCUAUUUCCUGCAAAUAAUAUCUUGUUUUCUCUGCUUAA